UGCUCCUCUUUCGUUUUCGCUAACUCGCCUUCUCUUCCUUCAAUUUCAUCGUCUCGCUUUUCCUUGUCAUCCCUUACCUAAUACUACAACAAAGGACAAUCAAUGGCGGAGGAAGAAGCUUCCCCGCCUCCGAGAGGAGAGGAUAUUGGAAAGCUGGAAUUUGGAUGCGAACAUUACCGUAGAAGAUGCAAAAUCCGAGCUCCAUGUUGUCAGGAAAUCUUUACCUGCCGUCACUGUCAUAACGAAGCCACCAGCGCGUUGAGCAAUCCUAAGGAUCGGCAUGAAAUUGUUAGGCAUGAUAUUAAACAAGUUAUCUGUUCACUUUGCAACACUGAGCAGCAGGUUGCUCAAGUUUGCACGAAGUGUGGAGUCAAGAUGGGUGAAUACUUUUGCGAUACAUGCAAAUUUUAUGAUGAUGAUACAACCAAAGGGCAAUUUCACUGUGAAGGAUGCGGAAUUUGUAGAGUUGGAGGUAGAGAUAAAUUCUUCCACUGCGAGAAAUGUGGUUCUUGCUAUCAAGUGGAACUGCGUGAGAAUCACUUAUGCCUUGAGAACUCCAUGAAGAAUUACUGCCCAGUCUGUUAUGAGUAUCUUUUUGACUCGGUUAAAGGCGCAGCUGUUCUGAAGUGUGGACACACCAUGCACAUGGAUUGCUUUAAACAGAUGGCUGAACAAAAUCAGUAUCGCUGUCCAAUAUGCUCCAAGACUGUGAUGGAUGUGUCACAUUAUUGGAGAACGCUAGACCAGGAGAUUGAAGCUAUUCAAAUGCCUGAGGAAUACCAAUAUGAGGUUUCAAUCCUAUGCAAUGAUUGCAAUGAAACUAGCAAAACCGCAUUUCACAUAGUUGGACUAAAGUGCAGUCAAUGCAAUUCAUACAACACCCGAAGAAUUUCAACGCCAGAUGAUCACUAAUGGAGGUUUUAACUAAUCAUCAAUGCAUGUUAGAUGCUGCUUACACAGCUAACCUUGUUACAGGCAUAGUUUUCAUUUUCGUAAAUUCUUGUAUUCGUAUUAUACGUGACAGCCUCAGAAGAGUUAGUAAUAAUGAAAGAAAGGGGAUUGCUUAUUCUCCUAUUUGAAAUAUUA
Molecule: messenger RNA, 1086 nt
Organism: Jatropha curcas
Lineage: Eukaryota; Viridiplantae; Streptophyta; Magnoliopsida; Malpighiales; Euphorbiaceae
Product: zinc finger (C3HC4-type RING finger) family protein
Biological process (GO): ubiquitin-dependent protein catabolic process; protein ubiquitination
Cellular component (GO): nucleus
Molecular function (GO): ubiquitin protein ligase activity; zinc ion binding
Source: RefSeq, a predicted model, not a curated record